UGGCGGCGGGCGGCGGCCGCGGCGGUGCUGUUGGUGGAGAUGCUGGAGCGCGCCGCCUUCUUCGGGGUCUCGGCCAACCUGGUGCUGUACCUCAACAGCGCGAACUUCAACUGGGCAGGCGAGCAGGCCUCGCUCGCCGCGCUCGUCUUCCUGGGCGCCUCCUAUCUGCUGGCGCCCGUGGGCGGCUGGCUGGCCGACGUAUACCUGGGCCGCUACCUGUCCGUGGCGCUCAGCCUGCUGCUCUACCUGCCCGCCUCGGCUGUGCUGCCCGCCACCGCCUACAGCGACGGCCGCCGCUCCUUCUGCGGCGAGAUGCCCGAGAUACCGAUAGAGCCCGCCUGCCCCUCGUCCGGCUGCCAGCGUGCCUCGCCCAGCCCCUACUGCGCGCCCACCCUCUACGCGGCGCUGCUGCUGCUGGCCUUGGCCUCCAGCUCCGUGAGGACCAACCUUACCUCCUUCGGCGCCGACCAGGUGAUGGAUCUUGGUCACCAUGCUAGUCGCUGCUUCUUCAACUGGUUCUACUGGAGCAUAAACCUGGGUGCUGUGCUCUCGCUGCUAGUGGUGGCCUUCGUCCAACAGAAUAUCAGCUUCCUGCUGGGCUACAGCAUCCCUGUGGGCUGUGUGGGCCUGGCAUUCUUCAUCUUCCUCUUUGCCACUCCCGUCUUCAUCACCAAACCCCCCACGGGCAGCCAAGUGUCCUCCAUGAUUAAGCUUGUGCUCCAAAAUUGCUGCCCCAAGCUGUGUCACCGACACUCUGCCAGAGACCCACAAGGUGCCCAACUACUCCCUGACCAGAGGUCUCCCCAGCCUGGUCCUUCACCCCAAGAGGACAUGGCCAACUUCCAGGUGCUGGUGAAGAUCUUGCCCGUCAUGGUAACCCUGGUGCCCUAUUGGAUGGUGUACUUCCAGAUGCAGUCCACGUUCGUCCUGCAAGGUCUUCACCUCCAAAUCCCCAACAUUUUCCCGGCCAACCCUGCCAACAGCUCCGUGGCUCUUCGCACCCAGAGCAACAGGUACUUGAUCCCAGAAGCCUGGCUCCUCCUGGCCAACGUCGUGGUAGUGCUGAUCCUGGUCCCGCUGAAGGACCGCUGGCUGGACCCCUUCCUGCUGAGGCACAACUGGCUUCCCUCGGUUCUGAAGAAGAUGGCACUGGGCAUGCUCUUUGGCUUCACCUCCAUCAUGGUGGCAGGUUACUUGGAGCUGGAGCGUUUAAAGUAUAUCCGCCGCAAUGAGACGGUGUCCCAGCAGAUCGGGCAAGUUAUGUACUACGCGGCACCGCUGUCCAUCGGGUGGCAGAUCCCUCAGUACCUGCUCAUCGGAAUCAGUGAGAUUUUUGCCAGCAUCUCAGGCCUAGAGUUCGCCUACUCAGAGGCCCCGAGAUCCAUGAAGGGUGCCGUCAUGGGGAUCUUCUUCUGCCUGUCUGGGGUGGGCUCCCUGCUGGGCUCUGGUCUUGUAGCCCUACUAUCCCUGCCAGGGGGUUGGCUGCACUGCCCAGAGGACUCCGGGAACAUCAACAAAUGCCACAUGGACUUCUACUUCUUCCUGCUGGCCGGCAUCCAGGCUGCCACGUUCUUCCUCUUCCUCUGGAUUGCUGGCCGCUAUGAGCGGGCAGCUCAGGCCUCAGCCCCCAGAAGCUAUGCCAGCAGGGACAGGGGCUGA
Messenger RNA from Orycteropus afer afer, 1659 nucleotides. RefSeq names its product solute carrier family 15 member 3 (gene SLC15A3). The record is from RefSeq and is a predicted model, not a curated record. Gene Ontology annotation, cellular component: lysosomal membrane. Gene Ontology annotation, molecular function: transmembrane transporter activity. NCBI's taxonomy places the organism in Eukaryota, Metazoa, Chordata, Mammalia, Tubulidentata, Orycteropodidae. Gene Ontology annotation, biological process: transmembrane transport.